AGGAGUGGGCCGGUCGGGCUUCGACAGUGAUGUAGCCACCCGCGAACUAGUUUUGGCCGGAGGCUCAAAACGACCGCCGUGUUCCUGCCCUCUUUUCCUCGUCGAUUUUCAAUUUUCCCAGGCGCCGAAUAAACGCGUUCAUCUCGUGAAUCGGAAGGUCGAGAGGAAAAUCAGGCGAAGCCCGAAACGUUUCGGUGAGGAUCGAAAGUUCUGUGGACCGUGGUGAACUUUCAAAAAUGGCUCAGUGAAAAUCUGAAGCAGUUCUUUCGUCGAAGAUACGAAGUGAUUCUGUGAAAUGUACAGGAAGAUUUAAAAAAGAAGAUCGAUGCUGUUUUAAAUAAUAGUGAAACGUUUCAUGUACAGUUUGCAUAUUGAAAAGUGAUCAAGGUUGCCCGAGAAGUUCUAUCGGAAAAUGGGAAACAUACUUGAUUCAAAUCCUAGUGAAUAUUAAAGCAUUCUAUUAUUUUCAUUCCUAAAUUCUCGCUUUAACAAUUUGGAUAUCAAAGAUCGUCGAGGUACAGUCAUUUGGAAAUAUUUUAUUCGUGUUGAUUAUGUGUUAAAAUCGAAUCUAUCGAUUUUGUUGUUUGUUUUACACACGGUAAUAAAAAUAUCACGUUAAUUGACGAACGGUGUCGCCUUUCAAAGUUCUCGGGCGAGCCGUGUUUAAUUUGAAAGCACCGAGGGACACUUAAAACGUUCGAAGUCGUAACCGGAACAGAAUUUAUGGUUUUUGCCAAAUGUCGGCUCGCACGAUUUUACUUCUGUUAUAAAACAAUCACGAGUAACAGCGUGGAAACACGCACUGAUGUAAUGCCAAGGAUACGACGCUUGCAAGAAUACCUCCGAGAAGACGUCUGUCGUACGUCUUACAAAGAUGACGCGAGUGGCUUAAAAAAUCAGUCGGUCCGAGUGAAACGAGAAGGAGAAGACAGAUCGUACCGUCUGUUUUAUAAAAGAUCAAACGCAAUCGUUGCCGGCGAUAGGAAACAAUCGCCCGCGCGAGGCAAGAAAAACGACGUAGAGGAGGACGAGGCGAAAAACAGGGGAGAACAGAACCGCGAGUUGAGCGAUUCGGGGCGAGGACGAGCGCGACAAGGCUUUCGGUUUUCCGUUUCGAGAUGAAUGGGUUGCACGUUGCCGAAGAUCGGCUAUCCAUCACUCGGAGCUAGUCCCAGCUUCUUGCUCGGGAGCAGUGAGAGAUGUGGAUCGACCGUUUCGUUCUCGGAACCAGUCGACGACGAUUAGACGCUUCGUCGACGGAGACGUAUUCGUUAACGAUGUGCUCGAUUAUUUAAUGACUUAUUCCCAGCGAUUCCGAAUCGCGUUUCAAGUCGGUUUAAAACACGGUGAUUCGUGAUCGCGACGAAAUAUAUAAAGUGGCAAAUUUGGAAUGGAGAGAUGGACACAUGGGCACGAUGCACAGAAGAGAAAGAGGAAAAAGCAGAGAUGAAAAAGGAAGCCAGAACGACAUCAAGAAGCUGCGCAGGGAGAACGAGCAGCUGCGUAGGGAGAUAUGGAGCCUCCGCGACGAGUACGACAAGCUCGAGGAGAUCCUGAAGAGGCAGAAGGGCCGCGCGGACAGCGAAGAAUACGAGGAGGAUCGCUCGGACGAGGAUGACGGGCUGCAAUCGGAUUACUCGUUCGAGGACGAGGAGGAGCCCGACCGGGACACCCAGGAUUCCAGCCAAGAGCCCAGCAAGCCCGAGCAGAUAGAAAACGCGGAAAACCAAAAGAUCUCUUCAGAGAAAAUGACCAGCAACACGUUACACAGGCUGCACGUGGACUUCGACGACCUGUCGGUGGUCGACGAGGAGGAAGAACCGAAAAAAGACAAGGACAAGAAGAAAGUCUGUGUGGAGGACGCCAAACAAUCCAAAGAAGAGAAGACUCCUCUGUCUAUUCUAAAAUCGAGACAACUGCACGAGAAUAUUCCGUUUUAUCCCGGCGCGUAUCAACCGGCUUGCACGACUAGUCCCAGUUAUUACACCGAGUGCCCUUUCAAGUUCCCGAGUACGGCGAACCUCAUGAUGCCAAUGGACACGAUGUUAGCUUCACCGUGUUCGAGAUUAAACGUAAAUCAAUUGGUCUCUGUACCGAACUUGGUCGAUCCUUUAGACCAACUGCAGGAUCAAAUACUGCACGCACCUCCGGCAGGUUGGCAAAGUAACGUGAUGGUACCUCAGAAGCAAACCGCGUUCGGGUUAGAAACGAAUGGUACCUCAGGUAUGCAGAGUUUGAUCCAUCAAGAUCAGGCAAAACUCGGGCCAACGAGUGGAUUCUCGAAUUUGCCAAGCUUCGUGCAAAGGCGAACUCCCGGUCUCAAGUCGUCGAGUAACCCGUUCAGUCCGGCGACGUUUGGCAACGCACAUCAGAACCCGGAAAAGAUCGUCGAGAACGGCUGGGGCACGAACGCGAGUUCGAAAAGCAUGAUCGAUCAAGGUACGAAGGUCGUGGAAAUGGAAGAUGGCUCGGAAUCCGAAAAGCCGAAACACUUCUUCGCGCCGUUGGCUUCGAAACUGAAGAGGCAAACCGACGAGUCGUCGCCAACGAUUAGUCAAUUUGGAACUGGUAACAGUUCUAGCAGUGGGAAAACUGGAUCCACCGUGAUAUCGAAAAAUCAAUUCACGCUUCAGAAGGGAUCAGCCGACGUCUACGUGAAUGGAAUGAUUCCGCGGGACGACGGUUUCCAGAGGAACAGGACAGAGCAACGCACGUUCCUCAGCACGGAGAAUUUACUGGUCGACGACGCGAAACCUGGGAACCAGCUGACGAAGUCGAUGUCGUGCCAGGAUCUGUCUAGCGAAACUCAAACCGGUUCCAUCGGUCAUCCGGACGGCAGACAACAGAUGAUGACCCAAAGUGACAACACUUUGGACAAUAUAUCAGAUUCGAAGCCGUACAAAUCGCACCUGAGCGUGACGUUGAAAACGCCGAGAGCGAAACAGGCGAUCAGCCCCGAGACGCCCGAGGUCCCGCAACUGCCUGCGAUAGACUACAGGCUCUUCAAGAACCCAUUUCUCCGGAGUUUCGACACGACCGCCGGUUACACGGACCAAGCGAGCGACGCGACGAGACCCUUGUCCGUCCAAGUGAACGACGACAACCUGUGUUAUUAUUCACCUCAGCCGGAACCGUCGACUCUCCGCAGAGUUCCAUUCGCGGAGAGAUACAAAACGCUUCAAGCCGAUCAAAGUCGUCUCCUGAUCCCGUCUAAUCGAUUGGUCAACGAGAAACUGAUCUCACCGACGAGCAAGCACCAGAUACAAGUGACCUCGUUCGAGAGACCGAGCCCUCACACUCUGAUCGGUCCUUCGAGCCCCUACGAGUUGAGCACUCUAUGUCGAUUGAACGCUAAUCCUUAUUUACAGAGUUCAAAUCUUUAUCAAAACAUGCCGUUUCUCCCGAGGGGAAGCCGGUAUCCACAGAGAGGAAUGAUGUACUAUGACAAUCAAGCCCUGAAGGUACCGGCACAGACUCAGACCUCGAUAGACGGUGACUCUCAUCACGAGGACGAGCUAUCGCACGAAGAGAGCGCACCGAACACACCGAGUGGUCAACGCAGAAGGAAGGUGGUCAGGAAAGAGAAAGCGAACAAAGAGCAGAAGCCUCUGUCGCCUAAUCUGCAACGAAAAUUAAGGAAGCAAAGCAGCGCUACGUCGUCGGAAGUGACUGAAUCCGUGGGGAAAGUCCCUCAAAAGAGGUCCAGAAGGUUCAGCGUCAAUACUACGACCACGUCCGAGGGUCAGGAGGAUAAGAACGACAGUAGGUCGUCUUCGUCGGGUCAGGAUUCGCCGAAGAAGGAGCAAGUGCGUAGGGUGUCUCUGUACUUCAACGCGAAGAAGAGGCCUUCGUUGGCUUCGGUGAGGACGACAAGAAGCGCCAGCAUCGACGUCAUGGAAAAAGAUGCUGCGAUGAACUCCGAAAGGGAAAGGACUAACUCCAUCAGUAGCAGAGAGAUGGGCGCUGGGAAGUCGAGGAAGGCGAGCACUAGCAGCGGAAAUGUGCCUUGGUGCGCCUGCUGGGGCAACGGGUGUGUUUAGGCACUUCCUAAUUGGUUUUAUAGGUAACCCCAGGCUGGAUCUAAUUAGACCGUUUUGUUUAUCUUGCGGUCUGGACCGUCAGCAUGUGAACCUCUGUUUCAUUUUCGGCUUGACUGAUUGAACUUCUCGGUAAAUGGCGCGUAAAAAAGUUGGAGUCAUGUGUCAAAAGUGAAGAGCGUCAAAUUUGCAGUGUUCCACGUUGAAUUGAUUAGUCUUACUAAGAGGGAAGAAGAGAUUGUUACGACUCAAACGACGGUUUCGUUCUGUACAUUCUACUUAAUAUGUGAACACGAAGAAUGAGAUAAGAAGAAUUUCUAUCAAAAUGCAAAUGUGCUUAUUUCGAAUUUAAGGAAUUGUACGAGUUCCAAGAGUUGCACGUUCUACAUACUGAGACUGUUCUAAGGGUGACAUAAAUUUUGUACGAGUGCAAGAGUCGUGAUCACGCGUUUGGAAAUAUUGAACGGACAGCAGAAAUAUUCCAAUAGGGACCGUAUUGGGCUUUGGAGAGCAACUAUAAAGGCGACCGGUGCGGCCAAUGGGGGAGGAGGCCGUAAAACUAGCGCCGGCAGAACCAGGACACCGUAAAACCCGUUCAGGUGACAGUCGCAACGGUGGUGGGUUCCUGCCAGGAAUACGGGAACAAGGCAGACGUAGUUUGAAUUAGAAAAUUAAUACUUAACGAGGAACAAGGCGAAGCCAGACGCUGUCAAUAAUCGCCUCCCUCCGGUAUUCAUGUAUAAUGUAUGUACAUCCCCCGUCGCUCUAUGAACUCUUACACGACCGAAAUGCAAUUAUUUUGUAAGGGAGCUAACCAUUUGAUUUGACCUCGUCAAGUGACAAUUAAAUCUGCAUUUACCUAAUUGAACAUGUAUAAUAGUGUACAUAAGUUCGAUACUUAAGAACCAGCUACUGUUUAUUUUACUCGAAAAUUAGAUAAAUCGUAUCGUAUAAGGGAAUAUACUUAAAACUGAUCAUACGUAGGAACAGUCUUGCAUUCUGCUUUUGUACUUCACAUUCAAAUGUAAUAUAUUGAUAUGUUAAAAUA
Messenger RNA from Ceratina calcarata, 5085 nucleotides. RefSeq lists its product as uncharacterized. Lineage: Eukaryota; Metazoa; Arthropoda; Insecta; Hymenoptera; Apidae. The record is from RefSeq and is a predicted model, not a curated record. The transcript has 3 exons. The coding region runs from base 1407 to 4040 and encodes 877 amino acids.